UCCAAGCCAGAGGCGCUCCAACGUGGCGUCUGCUUUUCGUAGGCAUCUGUCUGUUCUAAGUUGGAUCUAUUCGUUGCAGAGAACCAGAGAUCAAUCGUACAGAUCAAUUGUACAAUGAAAAAAUUAUUAGAAGACGUACACGAGGGCCUUCAACUGCCUCAUGAAAGCUGUUACGCCGCGCUCGUCAAGGGGAAAUACACGUACUACCAUUAUGGUUGCGACGGCCAAAACGAUCGAGGCUGGGGAUGUGGAUACCGGACUCUUCAGACAAUGUGUUCUUGGAUAGUAAACCAAAGGCAGCCUGAAGACCACACAGACCACAGCGGAAGCAGCAGGAUACCCAGCAUCCCAGAGAUACAGCAAGCGCUCGUGAAAAUGGGAGACAAGCCACAACGAUUUGUAGCCUCUAGAGACUGGAUUGGAAGUGCAGAAGUGUUCAUGUGCCUGGACCACUUUUAUGAGGUCCCUUCAAAGGUCAUUCACGUGUACAGUGGAAGCGAACUGCACCAACAGAGAGACAGGAUAGUGGAGCAUUUCAAUACUAUUGGGUCACCUAUUAUGAUGGGAGGAGACAAUGAUGCAUCAUCAAAAGGUGUCCUAGGCAUUUGUUCAUCCAUAGACAGAUCCUACUUGCUCAUUCUAGAUCCUCACUAUUCAAGCCCAACGUGCAACAGCAUCGAUAUUCUUCAGCGUGAUGGCUGGGUAUCGUGGCAGCCCAUAGACUCCUUCAUGGACAGCUCCUUCUACAACCUAUGCCUGCCUCAAUAUAUAACAAGAUGAUACAAAGACUCCGUUAUAUUACAGUAUUUAUAAAAAUAAAAUGGAUUUCCGUCA
Molecule: messenger RNA, 834 nt
Organism: Ornithodoros turicata
Lineage: Eukaryota; Metazoa; Arthropoda; Arachnida; Ixodida; Argasidae
Gene: Ufsp1
Product: ufm1-specific protease 1-like
Exons: 6
Coding region: 115-780 (221 amino acids)
Source: RefSeq, a predicted model, not a curated record